CUGUCGCCGCUUUAAGACAGUAGGGGGCGCAGCUCCAGGGAGUACUUGUGUAGAACCGUCCCGGACGUACAGCUGCUGUUUGUUGUGCGGUAGAGGCCCGAGAGGAGCUCGCGGAGAUGGCACCGGCGCAGAGCAGAGUCUAUGUGGUGGGAGUUGGCAUGACCAAGUUUAUAAAACCCCGAGGUGAGGUUGAUUAUCCGGAUAUGGCUAAGGAGGCAGGAGAGAAGGCUCUGGCUGAUGCAGGAAUUGCAUAUUCCUUGGUGGAGCAGGCAUGUGUGGGCUACGUCUAUGGUGACUCAACAUGUGGACAGCGGGCGAUCUAUCACAGCCUGGGGCUCACAGGAAUCCCCAUCAUCAACGUGAACAACAACUGCUCCACCGGCUCUACAGCUCUCUUCAUGGGCAGACAGCUGGUCCAGGGAGGGUUGGCAGACUGUGUUUUAGCUCUUGGCUUUGAGAAGAUGCAGCGGGGCUCGUUAUCGUCCGUGUACACUGACCGGACCAACCCUAUGGAUAAACAUACAGAGGUCAUGGUCAACAAGUAUGGUGUGGAAGCUGCUCCAAUGGCUCCUCAGCUGUUUGGAAGAGCCGGCCUGGAACACAUGGAGAAAUAUGGAACAAAGUUGGAACAUUUUGCUAAGAUUGCCUGGAAGAAUCACAAACAUUCGACCAACAAUCCGUACUCACAGUUUCAAGAGGAAUACAGCUUAGAUCAAGUGAAGAAUUCCCGGAAGGUCUUCGAUUACCUUACAGUUCUCCAGUGCUGUCCCACCUCUGAUGGUGCAGCAGCAGCCAUUCUGGCAAGUGAAGACUUUGUGAAGAAACAUGGGCUUCAGCACCAAGCUGUUGAGAUUGUGGCACAGGAGAUGGUAACGGACACGUCCAGCACAUUUAACGAGCAAAGCUGCAUCAAGAUGGUUGGAUUUGACAUGUCCAGGACUGCAGCAGAGAGGUGUUAUCAGAAGGCCGGUGUGAGACCAGACGAUGUGGAUGUAAUCGAGCUUCAUGACUGCUUCUCUGCUAAUGAGCUCAUUACAUAUGAGGCACUUGGACUCUGCCCAUUGGGUAGAGCAGGAGAAUUGAUUGACAGAGGAGACAACACAUAUGGAGGACGCUGGGUUAUCAAUCCAAGUGGAGGUUUGAUCUCGAAGGGGCAUCCACUGGGAGCCACAGGCCUGGCUCAGUGUGCAGAGCUCUGCUGGCAGCUCCGAGGUCAGGCUGGGAAAAGACAGGUUCCGGGAGCCAAGCUCGCUCUGCAGCACAACAUCGGACUAGGGGGGGCCGUGGUGGUUACGUUAUACAAGAUGGGCUUUCCGGACGCAGCAGCCAGAUCUUCCCGUAUCCAGCUGAAUCCGACCAGCGCCGAAGACGGAUUUAAAGCCCAGUUUGUAUUCAAGGAAAUUGAGAAGAAAUUGAAAGAGGAAGGGGAACAGUACGUUAAGAAGAUUGGAGGAGUCUUUGCCUUUAAAGUGAAGGAUGGACCCGGUGGAAAAGAGGCAACUUGGGUGGUUGAUGUGAAGAACGGCAAAGGCUCGGUGUCCUUCGACUCCGAUAAGAAAGCGGACUGUACGAUCUCAAUGUCCGACUCUGACCUAUUGGCUCUGAUGACCGGUCAGAUCAAUCCACAGACCGCUUUCUUCCAGGGCAAACUGAAAGUCACUGGAAAUAUGGGUCUGGCCAUGAAGUUGCAGACUCUCCAGCUGCAGCCUGUGAAAGCCAAGCUCUGAAGAGAUCGUGCGUGCGAUACAUGAGAAAUGCCGGCAGUACAGCAGAUGCCAACCCUUCUGAUGCCCAGAUGUCAUCAAUGCUGGCAUCUAGAGGACCAAUCACAACUGCUGCUUUCCCUACCCAAGAAUAAAGAAUCAUGUCCCCUUUAUUUCUAAGCAGGUGGCAGUGCAUCUGCGCACGUGUACAUGUAUAUAGGUGUACGAAUCCGGAAUCCUGGUCUAUGAUGCCAGUCUGUUUAGAAAUUAAGGCGUUUGUAGGGAUGGGGCUUCUAACGGUGUGACUUAAUCUGAUGUCUUCUGUCUGUCUUCUCAACACUAAUGGAUUAAAAUGAUUUCAGAGGCGGCUCUAUAGCGCAGCAGUGAUUUAAUCCCUGUAAUCUUGGGAUAGGAGGCAGGUCUCCUGCCCGGCACCUGAACGCCACGGAUGCAGAAUUCUCUAACCUGUUAAUAGUCAGAAUAACACUUAAUAAAAGCCACUAAUUUCACAAUA
This is a messenger RNA of Bufo gargarizans (Asiatic toad), 2217 nucleotides long. RefSeq names its product sterol carrier protein 2 (gene SCP2). Gene Ontology annotation, molecular function: acyltransferase activity, transferring groups other than amino-acyl groups. The record is from RefSeq and is a predicted model, not a curated record. Lineage: Eukaryota; Metazoa; Chordata; Amphibia; Anura; Bufonidae. Bases 117 to 1727 code for a protein of 536 amino acids. The transcript is spliced from 16 exons.